Closterium sp. NIES-67 is the source of this 369-nucleotide messenger RNA. NCBI's taxonomy places the organism in Eukaryota, Viridiplantae, Streptophyta, Zygnematophyceae, Desmidiales, Closteriaceae. The record is from the annotation of a GenBank genome assembly.
GCGGCCAUGAAGACUGUUGCAGCAGCAGCGGUGGCAGUGAUAGGAGCGGCGGCAGCAGUGGCAGCGGCGGCAGCAGUGGCUGCAGCGGCAGCAGUGGCAGCGGGAGGAGCAUCAGCAGUGGCAAGAGCGGCUGCAGCGGCAGCAGCAGUGGCUGCAAUGGCAGCGGCGGCAGCAGUGGCUGCAAUGGCAGCGGCGGCAGCGAGAGGCGCAGCGGCAGCGGCAAGUGCGGCGGCAGCGGCGGCAGCAAGGGCUGCAGGUGCAGCAGCAGCAGCAGGAGGAGCAGCAGCAGUGGCGGUUGCUGUGGUAGCGGCGGCAGCGGGAGGAGCAGCGGUAGCGGAGGAGUAGCGGCAAUGGCGGCAGUGGCGGUUA